AGUAUGCGGCUCCAGAGACCCCAACAUGUGCACCAACGAGGACCGCACCUACUCCAGCACGCUUCUCACCUGGAAGGCUAUCAUCGAAGGAAUCGUGCCCGCCACUGUGUCACUUUUCAUCGGCAGUUGGAGCGACAAGUUCGACCGGCGGCCCAUCUUUCUCUGGUCCUUUGCUGGGAACACAAUCGCGUACAGUCUGUUCUCUGGGCUGUCUGCGAUUACAGAUCUAGCGCCAGAGUGGCUGCUGCUGCCGUCUAUAGUGACCACCUUCAGCGGCGGCAUGAUGAACCUCAUGGCUGUUGCCAACAUCUAUGUAGCUGACAUUAGCCCUGAGGGGCAGAAGGAGCUCAGACUAGGACUGCUGGACGUGUCGCAGUAUUUGGCUGUGAUGCUGGGGUCAGGGCUGUCCACGCCGCUGUUCCUGAGCCUCAACUACGAAGGCGUGUACCAACUGGCUGCCGGCCUCAUGGUGCUGUGUCUGCUGUACUCCAUCUUCCUGCUGCCAGAGACCACUGCGCGCUACACACCACCACAAGACGGGAGCUGCAGCUGCUGCAAGGGGAUCUUCCACCCCCAGCUGGUGCGCGACGCUCUCAAGACGUCCCUGAUGAAGCGGCCACACCACGGACGCACAGCCAUCCUAAUCGUCAUCUUCGUGGCCGUCACUAGCGUCCUUAUCUCCCAAGGAGAAGGUGUUGUCUACUACCAGUUCGUGAACGCCAAGUUCCAGUGGACGAUGGAGGACAACCUGCUGUUCAGAUUCUUCAGCAAUGGCACCACUGCUGGAGGAACCUUGGUGGGCGUCAUGGUGUUCGUGCGGUGGCUCAAGUUGGGCGACGGCUGGAUAGCCUUCAUCACUUUCUCCUGCAAGAUCUCUGCAGCCGUAAUCCACGCCAUAUCACCGGAGUCGUGGUACAUGUUUCUGGGCGGAGCUAUCGGCUGCUUCGGAGCCUUGAUCUGGGUUAUGGUAAGGGCGAUGCUGACGAGGCUGGUUGCCAAGGACGAGAUAGGCCAGGUGUUCGCGCUGGCGGUGACGCUGGAGUCGCUGUGUCCACUGGUGGGACCUCCCGCCUACAGCGCCGUCUUCAAGGCGACCAUCGAGUCCUUCCCCGGCGCCUUCCACCUGCUCUCCGCCGCCAUCAUGGCGCUCGACCUCGCGCUGCUCCUAAUUGCGAUUUUCCUGAACCGAGGUGCGAGGAAGGAGCGGCAGCAGCAGCAGAAACAGCAAGAUGAAGGCUCUCCGCUUCUCGCCUGAGCAGCUGCUCACUUCCCACCCACCCAGAGCGAGGAGUCCUGGCAACAGAUGCCUCCUGAAGCGACCUGUCCCAGAUCCUGCUUGACAGCCAGGUGUCUUCUCAGUCGGAUAGGCUGCUACUCCACAGAUCUUCAAGUCAUGCUUCAAUAGACAUGCACAUGCGUACCCUCACCGCUGCUCCAGCCAGAAGCUUGUUUAUGGAAAUACCCUUGGACUGGCACAUUUGAACGACAGCCAAAAAAGUUGAUAGUCCUUUCAUUUAUCCGCCCCAAGCAGCUUGCCCUACCUCCGUCACGAACUUCAGCAACUGUCGAUAGCGGAUUUACUCUCACUCCGCUUCCGUUCGCACGACAGUACAUGUGACGUCGUUUGCUUGUGUACUUGAAUAGUUUACGUCAUAGCAAAUGAUUUUGCCUUCACCUGUGUAAACAAAUACUUUGUAAAGUAGUAAAAUUCUCUU
Schistocerca serialis cubense is the source of this 1715-nucleotide messenger RNA. Its product is annotated as tetracycline resistance protein, class D-like. Gene Ontology annotation, biological process: transmembrane transport. Gene Ontology annotation, cellular component: membrane. The transcript is spliced from 9 exons. Lineage: Eukaryota; Metazoa; Arthropoda; Insecta; Orthoptera; Acrididae. The record is from RefSeq and is a predicted model, not a curated record. The coding region runs from base 26 to 1255 and encodes 409 amino acids. Gene Ontology annotation, molecular function: transmembrane transporter activity.